Molecule: messenger RNA, 1245 nt
Organism: Trichobilharzia szidati
Lineage: Eukaryota; Metazoa; Platyhelminthes; Trematoda; Strigeidida; Schistosomatidae
Source: the annotation of a GenBank genome assembly
AUGUAUGCAUCACAAACACGUGGUGGUGGGGGUGGUCACCAAGAGAUGGCUCCAUCAGCAACAUCGUCAAUAACAUCAAAAUCGAUUGAUGUAUGUAAUCUAUCCAGUUUGAUCGAUAAUAGUAAUAAUCAUCAUAUGCUAUCAUCAUCUUCAUCGUUAUCAGGAUUUCAUACAGAUACUGAUCGGCAUCAUCAACAGCAACAGCAACACAAUUCGGAUUCACUUCAUCAUCGAUCUGCCUAUCAAACAUUUGUAAAUCACUCAUUGAUAUCUGCAACAGUCUCUGAUAUCUAUCAUACAGGACAUGUGUUACAAGCGACAAUUGAAUCACCGGAUAGUUUCAGAUCACGUUUAGAAGAGAAUUUAAUCCAGUGGCUUACAUAUGGUCCAUUGGUUGUAAGCGAUUUCAACAGUCUAUCGUUGAUGAACAAUAAUAGUAAUAAUAGUAAUAAUGUUAAAAUAGUGCCUGAAGCCUAUUCUGGACAACCUACUCCAUCAUCAUCAUCAUCAUCGUCAUCAUCGUUUAAAUCGAAUCAUUCACAUGCAAGGAUGAGCAGUCGUCAAUUUAAGCAUCCAAAAUGGUCAGCUACCGCUUUGCUGAUUAACUGUGAUACGAAAAGUGUUGAGGCUCUCACUUUGGUUCAACCGAAUCUGGCCAAUUUAGUUUUAACCAAAGAACCAGAAGUUGUCAAUUCCAAUUAUGGCCAUAGUGCUAGUACAAAUACCGCUAUAAUUGGGAAUCCCAUUUCCGUGACUACUACUACUACUACUGCUGGUACUAGUAGUAGUAUGUCACAACACAGUGGACGAGAUCGUGUGCGGAUAAUGUUAGAUCAAUCAUCAUCACCAUCAUCAUCAGAUGCGUUAAUAGAUCAGCCUAUGCUAAUUACACCAAUUCGUGCACUUGGCGCAUCCGUAUCUCGACGUAAUCUUGCCAUUAAACCAGCACCGUUAAUAUCUCGUCUUAUUGAACAAAUUCACUUAGUAUUAGAUACAACUAAUUGUUCAUUGAUGACACUGAAACACUUAGAGUGUAAUCUACAAUUAAUUUAUCGUAAAAGUAUGAUAUUGACAAAUUUAUUGAUUAAAGAAGGUGCUCCGCUACUUCAACGAAUUGAUCGAAUGACAACUACUGUUGGGUGCUUACCAGACGAUUUACCCCUUUUGCUAUCCAUCGCCUCGUCAUGUUCAAUUCAAGCUGCAAAUAUUUUACAUACUAGUCAUUUUGAUUGGUUGAAUUUGUGA